CUUCGCGGGGGGAGGAUCGCGUCGAGUCUCGCGGUUCCCAAUGUCGGCGCUCUGAAAUCCGGCGACCGGAAGCUUCCCCGUUAUCGAGAGCUUCCCAGAGGGAGCUUCAACGACCCUAACCUAUAAAUCUCGUAGCCACGUGAGCGAAGAUCGCGACGAUUGACCCGAGCUUCCUCCCUCCUCCCUCGAAGCCUUUUUCCUCAAAAAGGAGCAUUUCAAUUCCGACGCCAAUUUCAAACAUGAGAGUCGCAUCGACGCUGCUCGCAGUCAUCUCCCUGCUGUCUCUUUUCGAUCGAUCACACACCGCACCUGCGCAGUCUUCGGAUAAGGUACUCCUGGGCCAGGUGGACAUCGCCCUGCCAGACGAGGACGUCGAGUUUCCCACGGAAGAGCCCUUCCUCAAGAGAUGCAUGGUCGACGGGAAAUCCUACUCGCACAGUCAGGCGAUACCAUCGUUCGACUCGAAUUCCCACUGCCUUUGCGUGGCUGGCGAGGUUUAUUGCUGGUGGCAGCGAUAUCGCCUCAGCACCGACCUUCCACCUUCCCAUAACUGGCAGGUCUCUACCUUGUCGACGGACAGUAACGAGGUUUUACCUUCAAAUGGGAGCACCGUGGUCGUGGAGGACCCUGGAACCUCGGAUGAGCCCGAAGAGAGCUCGUCGGAAGAGGCGGAAAUUUUCGAAGUGAACCCGACGAACUCGAGCGGGUCGUCUCCCAUGCCGACGACGUGUCUCGUUAUGGGGAGGGAGUACCGAGAAGGGGAGACUUUGCCGCAUUCUACCGGGAAUUGUGUGGAGUGCAGCUGCGGUUCCGAGGGGAGAGUCGAGUGUUCGCCACGGGACUGCGUGGCGCUGCGAUCGCAACUCACCGUCGAUAUCGCGGACGCGGCCGAUGGAGACUUUGAGGUUUUCGAGCUGAAUCGCGAUCGAGGGCUCGACGUGACAUUCUAGGAUCGAGAAUCGCGGGCUAGAUCGCUCGCCUCGGUGGUGCCGUCUCUCUUCUCCUCGCACGUGUAAUACUUCCGUUACGUAAAGGGAGUACCGCGUAAGAAAUUCACUAAAAAUUCGAUCCCGACCCCACGGAAAUGUUUCGAGUCAUGGAACGUGCCUUUGAACCCUUUUCUUUCCCCUUUCCGCCGCGGGUUCGCGCGCGGCACGACGGAAUCAAAAAAAAAAAAAAGGAAGAGAUAGUCGGCGAUAGACCCCAUAGACGUUUAGUCGAAUAGUUAAGGCUCUUUUUAUGGGAAUCGCGGACCGAUUCCACCCCGUCAUGGGGCACUUAUCCUCGAGAAACGUGUAAUGGCCUUAGUUGAAGACCAUUAACAAGGGCGAGACGAGGCUCGUAAUUACGGCGUUCUUUUAGUAGAUGUAAAGAAGAAGAGUAAGCGCUCGUAUGGGGCGAAAUUAGAAAUUAACCAAUUAGAUCGGUCGAAUGCGUCGUUAAGGAGAAAUUCAGGAAAAGCGAUUUGGUCUUAGUCUUGUCGAUCGCGUUAAUUGAAGGGAUCACCAGUUACGGACAUAUCAUUACCGGCAUCGGUGGAGGGAUUAAUUAUUAUUGAACUUGCAUAUCAGUUCCUUCGGAACUAUCGAGCGAUAAAUUACUAUCCAAUGUUGAUCUCAUUAGUUUUACUCGUUUACGUAGCACGUUUAACACUAGAACGACCGGCAGAUAUUUUUUUUUUUUUAUAGGAUGAGCCAUUUGAAACAAGUCAUUUUGACCCGUCUUGGUAGUUUUAGUGUUAGUAACAGUCGUGUCGGUCGUUCUUAGCUUGACGCGACUCUAUUCCAUGUCAGGAAGAACUGAAACAGUAUCGUUUGUAAGGAGGUAACACGGGUUGCAAUUGUACUUAACUAGGUAUAUUACUGCAUACGAGCAACACUCCUCGUUUCCAGUACUUAGAGGCAGAUGAAACGGACAAUUAAACCCUAUAUCAAAGGUUCUUUUAUCGCGCUGCGUUAUCUCCCAUUUAUUCCACGAGAGCAACUUGCGUCCGCGGAGGCGAAUCCAAGGCGUAUCAUUGUUGAAAUCGUGAACAUGGCGCCCGGAAUAAGCGUAAGCAUCUGGAUAGGCAAUAACUUAAACUAUCGCGACACGCUGAUAUACAUAUGCAACAUGAAAUAAUUAAGUAACUAGUCGAAGAACCAAAUGUCCACGGAUAAUACACCUUAGGGAUUAGAGGCGUACGGCUUAGCGGUUAAUUAAUAACAUAGCGAGGGCAAUAUAUUCGUAUUAUGUAAGAUAAGGCGAGAAUUGAAUGGAUUCCAGGGGAAGGAAGGGAAUUCCUGUUCGAUUCGACGAAAAAUGUAGAAUGAGAACGUUCUUCGAGGUCUUUCCCGUCUCUCGGGUCUAUCUAGCCAUUUAGGAGGUUUAAAUUAAUUGUUAAUCGCAGACCAAGUUCUUAGAGACCGUUAGCGACAUGGCGAGGUUUUAUCUAGAGAGAUGCGCAUCGUUUUUACUGCCCCUUUACUGGUUUACUCGAUUCCUUUGUUUCCUAUUAUCAGUCUAGAGAAG
Molecule: messenger RNA, 2511 nt
Organism: Orussus abietinus
Lineage: Eukaryota; Metazoa; Arthropoda; Insecta; Hymenoptera; Orussidae
Exons: 4
Coding region: 240-950 (236 amino acids)
Source: RefSeq, a predicted model, not a curated record